This is a messenger RNA of Nestor notabilis (Kea), 1345 nucleotides long. RefSeq names its product centrosomal protein 131kDa (gene CEP131). NCBI's taxonomy places the organism in Eukaryota, Metazoa, Chordata, Aves, Psittaciformes, Psittacidae. The record is from RefSeq and is a predicted model, not a curated record. Gene Ontology annotation, biological process: intraciliary transport involved in cilium assembly; cilium assembly; regulation of centrosome duplication. Gene Ontology annotation, cellular component: centriolar satellite.
GAAAGGCAGAAGCACAUGGAGGAAGGGAAUAUCCUGGAUUUGCAGCAGAGGAAGGACGAGGAACGCCGGAAGAUCCGAGAGGAGAAGGCGCGCCUGGCCCGACGUGCUGCCAUCCAGGAGCUGCACCAGAAAAGGGCCCAAAAGGCUUUGGACACAAAGUGCUUGGCAGAAGAAGAGCUUGCGCUGGUGAAGGAGAGCAGAAGGGUAGCAAAGAAGAAGCCGGCCAAACCUGCUUCUGCAAGGAACGUCAGCCCAGCCAGCAGUGUCACCAAAGCCAACAAUGCUGGUGAGUCCCUUCUGCAGGUCUCGAUGCUUUGGAGCAGUGUGUGAGUGAGGGGGAAGGAGGAGGAUGGAGGAGCAGCUCUCCAGGAGCAAUUUCGAAGGGGCUGCUUGUUGCAAGUGCCUGAGAACAGUCUGGUUCCUGCAGAGGCCAAUUUCCACUCAGGAGCUGCAGAGCCAGAAGAAAGCAGCCUCACAGACCUUGUCCCCCUGCCCUUGCAGGACCCUGGGGCAGAGGAGAAGCUGCAGGACGUGAGCUCCAGGGAGCUGGGUGCUGAGGACCUGGAGACAGUGGUGACUGCUGCCAGCAGGUCUCAGUCCAAAGUCACUCUCAAUGAGCUGCUGGACACGCUCAGGCUGUUGGAGGAAGAGCCCGAGCUGCUGCCCCCACCGAAGCUCUUCAAGAAGGACAGAUACGCCUGGGCAGACGGGGAGCCCAGCUCCAAUUCCCUGACUGCGGAUAACCUGGAGAAGUUUGGGAAGCUGAACCACUCCCCGGGGGUCCCCGAGGAUGGGGCCCUGCUCUCGGAGGCCAAGCUCCAAAGCAUCAUCAGCUUCCUGGAUGAGAUGGAGAAGUCGGAGCAGGAGAGGCCCAGGUCGGCUGCCUCGGCCACGCAGCGGGAGGUGAGCACUGAAGCAAGAGCCCAUCUCUCCAUCAUGAGGCUGAAGCUGGAAGUGGAGGAGAAGAAGCGAGCCGUCAGCCUGCUGCAGACCGCCCUGGCUCAGCAGAGGGAACUGACUGUCCAGCACGUCAAACAGACUGAGAAGGAGCUUGGCCACCAGCUCAGGCUGCAGAGGGAACAGUAUGAGGCAGCUAUCCAGAGGCAUCUGGCCUUCAUCGACCAGCUCAUUGAAGAUAAGAAGGUGCUGAGUGAGAAGUGUGAGGCCGUGGUAGCUGAGCUGAAACAAGUGGACCAGAAGUACAGCAAGAAGAUCACCCAGAUGCAGGAGCAGCACGAGCUGGAGAUUAAGAAGCUGAAGGAACUGAUGAGCGCAACCGAGAAGAUCAGGCGGGAGAAAUGGAUCGAUGAGAAAACCAAAAAGAUCAAAGAAAUCACUGUGAAAG